Xyrichtys novacula (pearly razorfish) is the source of this 11277-nucleotide messenger RNA. Lineage: Eukaryota; Metazoa; Chordata; Actinopteri; Labriformes; Labridae. The record is from the annotation of a GenBank genome assembly.
GAACGCAGCAGAAUCCCGUUUUCAGAAGACAACUAUCAGACGAAGAAGAGGAGCAGCGGGGCGAAAAGGGUGAGUAACAAAUCUGACUUUAAAACUAAAUAUGUCACCUGUACAUGACUUUCAACAGCAUUUUUGUUCGCUAACUUAAAUAAUUGAGUUUAAAGUUCGAGCUGUUUGGUUCAGAGUCUCCGUCAGAUGAAGUUAGAGACGGAAGAAGAUCGAGAGAACUUCAUCUCCUUUCCUCCUCCUCCUCUUUAACUUUACCGUUAUCAGUCUGCUCAGAGUCACUUUCACCUCAAUUUACAGGAAAAAUGAGUUAAAUCCACUCAUGAGUAUAACUUCAGAGGUAAACCUUUGAUAUCUAACGCUUUAAACGACAUUAUUAUCCGUUUAACGGUGAGGAACGUCUUCGGUGUUUCGGUGGAAACUGAACAUGAACGGCUCACUUUGACGGUUAAAACUGAAGAGACUUAAAAUAUAUUUAUAUCACUGAGUCAGUUCUGAACGAUAAUUAAUGUUUAUGUGUCUGAACGCAUGAAAAGAUGGUUCUAAUAUUAACUCUGUCAUGGCUAAACUAAUCUAAAAUAAUCACAACAAACCUGCCUGGUUGUGUUUUGUUACUGAACUUUAAUAAAUCUUAUUUAAUGAGGAUAAAACUGAACUUAAAGCUCCUGUCAGGAGUUUUUUGUUUUGUUUUAUGGUAGAUAUGUAUCACUGAUAUCUCUGUAUGUUUGUCUUAGGGCUGGGCGAUAAAACGAUAAUGAUAUAUAUCGAAAAUUAAGUAUCAAUAUGAAACAUGUGCUGUGUCUGAAAUGGAUCCCUUAAGGUCCUUACACACUGGGACCGAUGCACAUAUACACGUGAAAUUACGAAAUAUUCUCAAUAGGCUCAACAGAUGACCACAUCAAUGUCAACGACAACACUGGCGUUAGGAAAACGUCGGUGGUGUGGAGGUAUUUUGGUUUUUGGAGGUCGGACAUGAAGCAGAGUAAUGUGGACUGUAAAUUAUGUCGAGUACAUGUUCUCACAUAGUCGGGGAAUACCUCAAAUCUUUUUCAACACCUGAAGCAGCGCCACACCGCAGAGCACACGCAACGCAAAAGGUUACAAACCCCGAGAGGAGCGAGGAGCCGAAACAGACGACCAUUCAGUCGGCUUUUUCUAGAGCAACGCCUUACGACAAAACGUCACAGAGACACAAAGACCUCACAGAUGCAGGAGAUUAUUGUGUUGGAAAAGACAUGAGACCAAUAAACACUGUUAGAUUUCAUCUUUUAUAUCGUGAUAAAUAUCGGUAUCGACUGAUAUGACAAAAAUAUAUCGUGAUAAACUUUUGUCCAUAUCGCUCAAAAUAUUACUAGAUUUUUUUUCUGUCCCACCAUCUCAAAUUAUCAAAAAAAUAAAACAUUAAGUUGAUGGUUAUAAAAAUGUGUUUUCAUUUUAUGGCCUGUUAAAAGCUGAUGCCAAUUCUUGAAAAUACCAUUAUCAGCCGUUAUAUUGGUCGAGAUUAAUCUAUUUAUCUCCAGUGGGUGAUGGGCUGAGGUUGGCCUCAUACACCAGAGGAUUGUAGCCUCGAUCAAAGACCCAAUUAAUCUAAAUAAUCGAGGACAUGUUGCCUAGUUUAGAUCUGCCAUGACCCGCUGUGUGGCGUCAAUAACAUUAUAUUUCUGCUCCUGUAGAGUCGAACUCCCAGCUUUAAAUAGUAUCAAAACAUGUGAUAUUAAUGAUUUCAGGUCAAACUGGGGCAGCUGAUUAAAACCAACACCUUUAUUUGACCUAAUCUUGUACAUGUGGGUUAUUGUCGACACAUUUUAGCUUUCCUCGAACCGAUACUGAGUUUCUACAAACAGAGACCAAAUAAGUGAGUGAAUAUGAAAAACACCGAGCUCAAAAUAGAAAAAAAGGCUGGCGAAGGGACCUCCAGGAAACAGCUGUCAGUGACACUCGAUUACUAAUAAUGCUGAUCUGUAUGAAAAGGACCUAAAAUGAUGGAUGGAAACGUCAUUUCGUAACACAGAGAGAGGGAAACGGCUCCACUGCGACAGAGGAGAGGAAAACGGAAGGAAAACAGACAAACACUUUAACCGUAUUCAAGAUGAAAUGUUCAGUUUAUCGUGUUAGUGAUUACAGACCCUCACCCAGGUCUGUAUCAGACUGCUCUCACCAAAAUCACUCAUGAGAGACGAAACUAGUCCUGUUAGAUAUUCCCAUUUCGACACACUAGACCUUUAGGAUAUUAAAGCAACAGAUGCUGCUGCUCUUCUUCUUCUUCUUCUUCUUCUUCUUCUUCUUCUUCUUCUUCUUCUUCUUCUUCUUCUUCUUCUUCUUCUUCUUCUUCUUCUUCUACCUUUUCAGUUUGACUUUUAUAACUCCUGUCUGCUGAAAUCAGCCUUGCAGCCAUCCUAUGUUGCACCAUACCGAGCCUCUCCUAAUCCUUAGGGUAGAGGAAAGACUUAAAGGACUACUUUGUAAUUUAAAUACAAACAAAAUCAAAUAUUUUUAUACUUUGAAUUAUCAGCGAUGACACCCCUUUGAGUACUUAAUGAAUAUAUGAGGCAAAUCUUCACCCUUGUGUAGUAAACCAGGAUUAACUGACUGACGUGAGGAAAUAUCCUGUUUCAGUCCAUCAUACUUCACACCUUACUCCAUUAUGAAGAGGCUCGGUCUCAGUCAGCGUUGAAUCAACAGGUGGAAAAGUUUGUUUAGUGUCAGCAGCCGAAGGAAACCUGCAUGUGGAGAUUAAACUCAAGUUUUAAAACUGCUCAAAGUCAUGUGAACCUGUCCGGGUAAAUAAAGUUGUUUUUAUUUAUUAGGUUCAGACUUAGGAGGACUUUUUAAAGUUUUGAAGACCUAAUAAAGAAGAUAAAGUUCUGUCGAGUUCUGCAGAUAUCUGAUAUUUCCAGUAUAAAGUAAUAAUCCUGAAAACUCAGACAGAUGGUGGUAAAGUGAGUUUCCUCCCUCUGUGUGCUGCAGACGGCGCUCAGAGGAAUGUUAACCAGGUCAUGUGACUCCGUCCUCAGAUUGAUUUCCUGUCAGAGGUGUGUAAUCACCUUUGUCAAUAACCAUCGUUGAAGAGGAGUUUCGACCAAUCAGAAUCAAGUGUUUGGCAGCAGGUUGUGACAUAUAAGCGGCGCUCAGGUGUUUGAAGAGGGCAGAGUAAGGUGUGCUGUUACAAUGCAGCGACCUCAGAGCUGUUUGCUCAUGUGACGGCGUGAUAAGAGGUCGUAAAGAGGUCAACGCUGUCAGGGCGAAGGAAGAGAGAAUGUCACAGCGGCGUGAUUCCUGGAAAAAUACUGCGAUGAUGAUAAAGAAAUACGAAGAGAGAGGAUGAGAAGCUCACCUAACACCCGGUCCUCAUAAAUAAUGUAAAAGACAGUCCAGGUGAGUCACUCCUUUUCCUAAAGGAAGUUUCCAUGAUUGUCCUCACUACAAUCAUUGAGAUUAUAACGGUUCAGUUUAAUCUGGUCUUUAUGGGCUCCUGAGAGGUUUCAGUUCUCUCCUCCAGAUUACAGAAUUGAAACCUAAUCUCAUCUGUUAGGAUGUCGAAACUACAAAAUCAGGCUUUAACUGCAGCUUGAUUUAAAGGGAUAUCCCGGUGUCAAAUUAAUUUAGGGUCAAACACACCGUAACACCGAGUUAGACCCCCCCUCCUGAGAUGAAUGUUGUCGACCGCUUGCUUCUCUAGUUAUACCAACUUUAGUAACGACCGCAGGAUAGAAAUACAGAGAGACACACCCCCAACCAAAACGCCACUCUAUAGCCACAAAUAAUGAUCAGAACAGCACCUAACUUCAUCAACAGGACAUACAGGGUCACAGACAUAGUACUAGACACCAAACAUCUUUUUAACUUUGAUUCAUUUCCUAAAGCAGGUCCAUUAUGGACUACAGCGGGGUGUCACAGCUCAAGGAAGAACAUUUAUGAUCAUUUCUUCAUGGAAAUACAAUCAGACUGAGACUACUGUGUCUGCAGAGCAAAAUGUCGUUACUAAAGUUGGUUUAACUAGAGAAGAAGCGGUCGACAACAUUCAUCUCUCGUCAGGGUGUCCAACUCAGUGUUACUGUGUGUUUGACCCUAAAUUAAUUUUAUGACAGAAUAUCCCUUUAACUGUGUAUGUAAAUUCACUGACUGUGCUUUAAUACCUCUCCACCCAGAUGAUGAUGGAGGGCGUGUUAGUGCGACAGUUUUUCAGUAUUUUGAUCUAGAAGAUGGAGACAGAGUCGUGUGAAGACUGUUGUUGUUGUUAAUCAGCAGGUUGGUGGUGUUAGCUCUGCCGGUGUUAGCCACACUCAGUCCUCUUCUCUCGCUCACUCUCUCUCCAGCUCUCCCCUCCGUCCUGUCCUCUCUGAUCAAACACACUCUGAUUGUGGUUCCAGGUUCUCACCUUUGCAGGAGGAGCAGAGAGUUUGUCCCCAGAGAGAGAGAGGAGCUUCACAGUCUCAGUGUGUGGAGUGUCUCCCUCCUGACACCCGGGCCCACAUUAGCAGCCCCGUGCUCCGUCAGAGUCCCAGCUGAGCUCCUGAGAGAGUCAGGCUCCACGCUGCCAUGACAACCUAGUUUACUCCAUCCUGCUGAACGCGUCCCGACCCUUCAGCCCGUUUGACCGCUUUGAGUUUGAUCAGAGCUGUACCGUCACAAACAGCUCCACUGAUGAAGUUUGAUGAUGAGUUCCUGAAAUAGUUUGUUUCUCCCCCCUGGAAGUCGUUCAGUAAUCUUGAUGAAGUCCUAUGGAGCAGGAGGGAAGCCUCGUAUACAUUUGGGUGUUGCUUCCUGUGAUUGUGAAGUCGCUCAGCAGGCCAGUCUGAACCGAACUCCAUCCACUGUGACCCCGAAAACAAGCUCAGCCUGUCGGUGAUCGAGCACAGACCCACCUGAAGGAGGUUCAGGUGAAGAAGUUCUGGAGUUCUUUCAAACUUUUCAGAAUAAAACCGUCACUGAACUGGGAAUCUUUUUAUUCCCAUGCUGCCUCCAGUUUCCUCUGGGCCGUGAUUAUCCGACCAUCAGGACUUCCUCUAAUUCAUGUAAUGGUUUCACUGAUAGGUCAAGAGUUUGGACGGCGCCCUCGUAAUGUCUUGUUGAGCUUUGACGCUGAAAAACAGGCUUUUCUGAAAUUGUCCGACUGCUUUUUUUAAAACUGUGAUGUUGUUUUUAUUUCUAGAAAAUGGUGAAGUGAGAGCAGAAGAUGCCAGUUAUGAGUCAAAGCAGUCCGUGUCUGUGGACUCGGCUCCCCCAGAGCAGACCGAGUCCGUGUGACCGCUACAAGCACGCCUGCUGCAGCGCAGACGGACACGUCUACGUCCUGGGGGGACGAGAGAACAGCUGUCUGAGGGACUUCUGGAGGUACAGCGUGGGUAAGGACCGGAGAGCGUGAGAGACCAUUCAAGUGAACGAGGCUGAAUUCAGACGUAAACAAACUGGUGAUUUAUUUUUUGAAGUGUGUAACGAGUGGACGGAGUUGAGCUGCAGCGGUGAAGCUGCCCCAGAAGAACUGGAGGAACAUACUAUGGUGGCUCAUGAGGUAAAAAAACUGUUCAGAGCAAAUCAAAGCCUUUGAUUAACACGUCAAUCCAAAAACUAGUGAUGGACUGAUUUUAGGAGGUGAUUUGUCGUCUGCCCUGGUUAGGACAGUGUGACCCUCCUUCUCUGUAAAUCUCAGACCUCCUGCUGCAUUCAGGUUCUUCUCACCAGCUCUGAUCUUUCCAGGGUUUCCUGUACGUGUUUGGAGGCAUGCUGGAUUCUGCCUACACCAAGUGGAGAUGUUCCCUCUGGGUGUUUGACAUCGGUGAGUUUCACAACAGCACCGCACGAAUAAUAAAAACAACUCUGACAUGACUCAGACCUGAUGAGCCGAUCCUGUCCCGACAUGUCGAGUCUGGUCCUCGGGAAAGUCUUCAGCUCUGUAGUUCAGCGUUCAUCAACUCUGAAUGUUUGUCAGCCUUUCACCUGAAAACAUUUCAGCACAAAGACUUUGGGAUUCAGGAUCUAAAAGCUGAGCGGUGUGGAGCUGAUAAAACCUCACAGGACUCACUUCCUCCUGGAAAACUCCCUCAGCUUGUUUGUUCCUGUUCAGUCUGCUCAAGAGUUUCUUUAGAUUUGUGUUUAGAAUAAUCAUCCAUAUUUACACACACUCUCCGUUCUGAAGUCUGCAUGUAUAACAAACACUUUUGUUCUGUUUCAGUUUGAAAAGUUCAGCUUUAAUGACUUUUAUUUACUUUACUGUCCACCUCAGUCACGUUUUCGCUGACGCUCUCCCUCGUCGUCCUCAUUUUCUGUCUUCUUGUGUGUUUCAGCGAAGCAGCGAUGGGUUCACUCUCAGGGAAAGAAGAGCUCCUCUCAGGUACAGAGCUCCUCUCACAGGAGGAGGAGGAGGAUCUUCUCUCUCCUCCUCAUCUCCACAGACUCCUCUGUUACUCUCACAGCUCUGACAUCAGCAAUAAAAAAUCUGGAUCAUUGAAAUCAACCGUUCAGAAAUAUUUAUUGAAUUGAUCAGAACUUUAAUUUUUAUUCAAGAUGUUUUAAAGACUUCAUCAAGUUAAUAUGAAAGCGAUGACAAGACAAGACACUUCAGAGCAGAGAGAGGUCAGAGUUCAGAAACUUCUCCUGGGACACAUCGAGACCCGGUCAAGGUCAGGAUCUGUCGGUGAGAUCUGUCCUCAGAUCAUCAGGUCGGGGAAAUCUAGAGGGAAAUAAAGAGAGAGAGACUGUGAGGAAAAAGAGGCUCAAAGUGUCUCCUCGGUGAUAAAACAGCCGUGUGCUCGUUUGUGUGUCUCUGUAGGUGAAGACCCAAAUGCCGUCCAACAGGAAGGGUCACAGCGCCGUGGUGCUGGGCUCUGACAUGCUGGUGUACGGAGGUUUCGUGGACAUGAAAGGAUCCUCGCAGGAGUUUUGGACUCUGGAUUUUGGUGAGUUUACAACGUCCCUCUAAAUUCAGAGGCUCCGAAAAUACUGGGAGUUUAUUUUCCACGUAAUCUACGGCACAAUCCGUCAAUUCACAGCUGUGUGUAGUUUGUGUGAUUUCCCCCUUUUGCCUUAGCUGGGUCUGCACAGGUGAACUCAUUGAUUAGUGAUCAGAUUCACCUGCUCCAGAGGUGUGAAAGGCUCCGAGCUCCUGCAGACUGCAGAGUCAUUCUGUGGGAAACUGCUGCUGCUGCCUCCUCCUCUCAUUCCUGUUCUGAAGGUUUCAUUAAUCUCUGUCAUUCUUUGUCUUUUGUUAUAAUAAACUUAUGGUAAACAAAAGGGAAAAAACACACAAAUAACAAACAGCUGUAACACCUGAGGCCUCAUUUAUCAACCGUGCGUGCGCAUAGAUGUGAAUGAAUUUAUCAACCCGUACUUACGCUGAGAAUUGUGCGUAAAUUGAAGCCCAACUCUGAUCAUGCUUCCACACAAGAUCUAGUGGUUAAACAGUGAAACUACAGAUAGAGUCCAUUAAAGGAGUCUCAGCGUUCAGAAAUCUCAGACUUCACACAUGUUCCCUCUUAUUGACCCUCGGUUCAUUUAAAGCUCCAUCCAGCCGACUUUGUCCCCAAACAUGCAGGUAAAUGUUCAUAAAAUAAUCAUUUUUAAACAUUUUUUAAUCUCUUAAACAAAUUCAGCCCUAAACAUUAAAAAAUAAUCAAUAAAAAAUUCAGUGUCACACCCUUUAUAUGCCAGGUUUUGUUAAAGCGUGCGCUCUAAACAGGAGCGGAAAAACACGCCAAUUUCACCUCCUUUUCUCGAGUCUCGACCAAAUCAGAUGCAAUCAAAUUUAUAUGUUCAUAUUAAAUUAAUUUUAUAUAAAAACAUGUAAAAUCAGAAGAUAUAUGUCAGAUAGGAAUCAUUUACAACAAUCAUUUUAGAAGACCGUGGUUACGCUGAUGGCACGCAUAUAAAAAAUAACUAUCUAAUGUGUGUUCAUGUCCACGGCAGACACCAUGGCGUGGUCCGUGCUCAGCGGUUCCCAGCAGGGCUCAUCAGGCCCAGGACCCAGACACAGUCACUCUGCUGUGGUCUACCAGAGUUGCAUGUACCUGUUUGGAGGUCUGAAAGGUCUACAGGAGCAGAGAGACCUCUGGAGGUGGAACUCCACCAACCGAACGUGGAGUUCACUCAGAAACAAGUGAGUGGGGAUUUCACCGGACGGAAGCAUCAGUGAUGAUGAGAAAACUCUUACAGACUGUUCUGGUCACGCUGAGGUGAAGUCUCAACUAUAACUGACCAGAGCAGAGGGUCUGUAGAGCCCUUUAAUAAAAAGAACAAAAGUUACUCUGAAACAAUAAUCAGUGAGAAGGUGGAUACGUCAUUAGGCCACGCCCACAUCUGUGAGGUGUCCAAAGAACUCGAUCCUGUCAGGAUAAUACCUGGACGUCUACCUGCUGAACUUUCCAGGAUCAGUUUUCAGAAGCUUUGCUGUUCGAGAGCCAAGAGGGUGAGACCAGGAGACUGUGUCAGUCUGCACGCUCUCACGGGGUCAAUGAAGCAGUGACGGGAAAAUGUGGGAACACGUCAAAUAUGAUUUUAGACUGAUGUUCAGGAGAGAUCCUUGAAAUAAUGACACCGUGACGGUGUCAGAGCAAAAGAAACAGACUUUUUUUGUGGGAUUUAGGGGCGUACGCUUGAAGCUUCCACAGAUUUAAAAAAUACGACAUAAUUAGAUUCACAAUACGAAACAAAACUACCUCAGGUAGGGCUGAGUGAUAUGGGAAAAAGUUUAUCAUGAUAUAUUUUUUAUAUCAGCUGAUAUCGAUCAAUAUCAGGAUAUAAAAAUCUAACAGCGUUAUUGGUCUCAUGUCUUUUCCAACACAAUAAUCUCCUGCAUCUGUGAGGUCUUUGUGUCUCUUUGGCGUUUUGUCGUAAGGCGUUGCUCUAGAGAAAGCCGACUGAAUGGUCGUCUGUUUCAGGCGCCAUGGGCUCCUCGCUCCUCUCGGGGUUUGUAACCUUUUGCGUUGCGCGUGCUCUGCGGCGUGGCGCUGCUUCAGGUGGUGAAAAAGAUUUGAGGUAUUCCCCGACUUUGUGAGAACAUCGACAUAAUUUACAGUCCACAUUACUCUGCUUCAUGUCCGACCUCCAAAAACCAAAAUACCUCCACACCACCGACGUUUUUCUAACGCCAGUGUUGUUGUUGACAUUGAUGUGGUCAUCUGUUGAGCCUUCAUGGUCAUUUCUGUCGGGGGUAGCACUCAUUUUCUUUGUUUCUCACCAACAGUGCUGUCGGCUUCACCUGUUAAAGUGCUAUGGUUGGGUGGAGCUGCUGUCUGCUACGACGCUGCAGUUGGUUGAUACUUGGUUCUAAUUCAGAACAUGAUUGGUUCAGACCUUUUCAUUGGCUGUUCGUAUAGUCGACCAAAACAUGUCAGAAUGACGACUAUCAAAAUGAAAUUAAUUUUUAAUAUAUAUCGUUAUUGUUUUAUCGCCCAGCCCUAACCUAAAUAGAGUUUACCACUAAAUGAAUAAAGUUCUCAGAGUGAAUCAGGACGUCCUAAACUUGGACACAGUCUUCUCAUGAUUGGAGACGCAGACUUGGCGUGUCUUUGAGUGUUUUUGUGGUUCCACCUCCGUCACAGCAGGACUCUCAGCAGCUCCACAGUCACUCGGCGGGUGUUUGCAGUAGCUAUUGUCCCGAGUGUGUUCCUUCCUGCUGACACCACCUCUGCUUGUUGUUUCAGGUCGGGACCCUCCAGACUCAUGGGACACUCAGCUGUGGCCUACAAAGACAGCAUGCUGCUGUUCGGAGGAGGAAGGAGUCAGAACUCUCCCAAGAACUGCCUGUGGAGGUACAGCUUCACCUCCCUGACCUGGACGCAGGUUCCUGUACUGCCGGGAUCCACCCCGCCGGAUAAGAUUCACCACUGCUGCAUCGGACUGGGUCCAAGCUACAUGUCCGCCACCUGCAGCUCAGGCUCAGAACUCCACCCCAGACUGCUGGAUGGAAGAAGCAGACCCUUUAAAAACAAGUGCUUCCCCGCCCCGCUGACUUUCCUGGGGUCGGACGGAGGGAUAGAGCUGGAGACGUUCAGCUCGGACAGAUGCUACACAAAACUGACAACAUCGGCAGAACGGGACAAAAGCAACGAGCGUCUGACGGGGAAAGAGGGCCAGCUGAUCGGAAACUGUUUAAGCUUUGAGAAUAAGGCUUUCAGGAAACAGUGGAGCUGCACCGAGGAGGAUCUGCUCCAGCAGCAGGAGGAGGAGGAGGAGGAGGAGGAAGAGGAGGGAGAUAUCGCCCAGCAUCUGCCUGAUCUGCUCCUGGUGCUGGGGGGACGACCUUACGCCACACACAGUCCCAUCUCCACCUGGCAGAUGACCCUGACUGCCUCCUGAGAACAAACCACUAACACUUUAUAUUUUUAUAUUUUAAAAGAUUAACAGUAUUUAUCUUUAUGUGGGUUUACAUCAAACACUGUAAACCUGCUUUUGUUACUCAUGGCGAGUUUUACUUAUUUAACAGAAAUAUAACAGAAAUGACUGUAAAUAGUGGAGAAAAGCUAAGAAACUAAAACAAUAACAUUACCUCUAUUUCUAACUUUAACACGGAUGUACGAGGCGGUGGAGAAUCAUGCUAACACGACAUGAGGUCCUGUCAUUUCUGAGUAAAUAUAAGCUCUUUAAAGGUUUGCUGCCUGAAUCUCUCCAACGACCUUUACGAUAAGUGUUUACAGUGUAAGGUGAUGUCUCUGCAGCUCAGCCAAGGCCCUCAAAAACUCGAUGUUGUGCAUCUCUAAAAAAUGAGCUGCUGUUUCAGUUUGAUCUGAAAUUAAAGCGACAGAUUUGGAGGAUCGACGUCAGCUGUUCAGGAGACGUGAAGUUCUGAUAACGCUCCUGAAAUCCCUCUAACUUACUCCCACUGUAUCUACUUCACUAGAUCCUACAUACAACACUGCACUGUCCCCAUUUGACUGUAUGGAACCAUGUUAGACCCAAAGAUACCAGCAGGGGGCGUUUUCCUUCCUUUCUCCUUCUUGUUUAAUGAUCUUACACAGCAUGGUCUUCAGUUAGUAUGUAAAGCUACCAUGAAGACUUAAACAGAUGAUAUAGGGGGACACCCUGUGGGCUGGGUCGACCUGUGAUUGACUCAAAACUUCAAAACUAAAGUCCACAAACUUCCAGGUCCACUUCUGAACAGUUUCUGAACAUCUGAGCUCCUGUAAACCAGCGGAGAUCAGGAGGGAGAGUCGGAGAGUUGGCAGACACACUUUUACUCUGUUUUUUAUUGUUUUGACUAUAAAAGAACAAAUCUGUACGGUCCAAUCUGGUCAUGUGACUGUUUUCACUGAGUGAAAUAUUAAAAAAUUAUACUUC